Messenger RNA from Colossoma macropomum (tambaqui), 1283 nucleotides. RefSeq names its product calmin-like. Gene Ontology annotation, biological process: nuclear migration. Gene Ontology annotation, molecular function: actin filament binding. Gene Ontology annotation, cellular component: nuclear outer membrane; cytoplasm; meiotic nuclear membrane microtubule tethering complex. Bases 9 to 1283 code for a protein of 424 amino acids. The transcript is spliced from 7 exons. NCBI's taxonomy places the organism in Eukaryota, Metazoa, Chordata, Actinopteri, Characiformes, Serrasalmidae. The record is from RefSeq and is a predicted model, not a curated record.
GCUGUAAGAUGCUUGACAGGUUCAGACCAUCUACACAUCGCAUUUUCACCCUCAGCAACAUUGCUAAAGUGCUGGAGUUCCUUGAGGACAGAAAUGUGAGAGUUGUAAAUAUAGACGCCGCAGACAUCGCUGACGGACGGCCUUCGGUCAUUCUCGCGCUGAUCUGGAAUAUCAUAGUUUACUUUCAGUUAAAGGAAGUCACAGGAAAUCUAGAGAGACGCUUUUCCUCCAGUGUGUCCAGUCUGGUGUCUCUGACUGACAGCAGUGACUCAGCCCGCAGCUCUCCAGCGCCCCCCAGUGAAGACCCCUGCAGCACUCUCCCAUCAAAGAGGAAAAGAACAUUCGGUCGGCCCAAAUACUACCGCAGCAGGUCCAUCAGCACACUGCUGAGCUGGACCCAGACAUGCACUGCACAGUAUGGUGUGGAGGUCCAUGACUUUGGGAAAAGCUGGAGGAGUGGGUUAGCGCUUCUGGCGCUGGUGAAGUGUGCCAGGCCUGAGCUGGUGGACAUGAAAGAAGCUCUGACCUCCAGCCCCAGAGAGAACAUCAUUCAGGCCUUCAGAGAAGCACAGCACCAUCUGGGAGUCCCACCACUGCUGGAACCUGAGGAUGUGAUGAUGCGUUCUCCAGAUGAGCAGUCCAUCAUCACCUAUGUGGCUCAGUUCCUCCAGCAUUUCCCAGAGAACAGAGAUGUUCAUGUAUCAACACUGAGUCUGGAGGAAUAUAACCCCAGUGGAGUUUAUGGACGUUCUUCACUGUCCUACUCUUCACUGGUAGAACGUGAUUUCUCUUCACAGCAGUUUGAUAUCUCCUCCUCUUACAGAGGCCCAAAGUCAGCUGGUUUAUUGAAUGGUGGUUCGGGAGUGGCAGAGAAAUCCAGCUUCUCAAAUGGACAGUACCUCCACAGUUCCAUCGAGGGGCACUGUUGGAACUCCACAGCCCAGAAGAAGAGCCUUUCAGCGAGUAUGGAGGAUGAUGAUGGAGGCCUAUCAGAUGGUUCAGAGGAAGGCAUACACAUUCUGCCUGAGCUGGACUCAGAUGAGGAGGUUGCAUACAAGUACAUUUUAGAACUGGAUCAUGAAGAAUUGAAGCUUCAUAAUGAGCUCAACUCUAGUCCAACCAUCAAUGCUCAAAAAGCCCAUCACAUAUCAAAUGAUUUUCAUCAAGCAGAUGGGAAAAGCCACCAUUUAGGUCCAUUUUUGGAGAUACAGAAGCAAAGUCGCCAACCCUGGUCAGAAGGCCGCAGAGAAACACUUGAGGAACAUCCAACACUUGCACCCUGA